GUUGAAACGAGAUAUCAGUUUUUGCAUAGCGUUCAAAGCAAUACCGAAAAGAAAACCGUUAACAAAAAAAGCAAAGCAAAAGCAAAACUUAGUAACAACAAAAUGCAAUUGUUAGCCAGCAGCAUAUUUUUAGUAACCGUUUUCGGUUCAGCUUUGGUAGUUUCGGUUUACGGGCAUUACACCGGUCAUGCCUCCUUAUCGAAAUAUGAUUUUAAAGGAUAUGAAAAACAUCAUGCCAGUCAUCAUAUCGAAGAUCACGAUCACGAUCACGAUUCUUAUAGUCAUCCAAAAUAUGAAUUUGAUUACAGCGUUAAGGAUUUAAAAAGCGGUGAUAAUAAAAAACAUUGGGAAGAACGUGACGGUGAUAAAGUAAAGGGUCACUACUCCUUUACAGAGGCCGAUGGUACUACACGCGUUGUAGAAUAUAGCGCUGAUAAGCAUAAUGGUUUUCAAGCUAUCGUUAAGCAUGUCGGUCAUGCUACUCAUGACAAAGUUGAAGAUCUAAAGUCACACCACUCCAAGGAUCACCAUAAGCAUCAUCAUCAUCAUUAUAAUCAUCGUAGCCAUGCAAUUCAUUAAAUUUUUGAUUUAGAGACCCAACGAAUAGAACUUUAUCAACAAAAUCAGAAAUUUCUUCGCAUUUUUAUAUUUUCCUAAUUUAAAAUUUGUCCUUUCACAAAUUCUUAAAAGUCAUCUCAAAAGUUAACAAAUUGAUUAAAAUAAAUAUUACGUCAUAUUGAAAAUUCUCCACUAUUUUCUCCGCGGGAUGGUGUUGAUGGCUAUAGAUCGAGCAGCACUCACUUGUUUGUCUUAACCAAACUUGUGCUUGAAAGGCGGCAUUUUAACUUACAUUUUUGGUGCAGAUAAUUUUCUAAUUCUUUGCUCGUGUAGAUGUGUGUUAUAUUGAUUUGAAAAUGACUGAAAUAUAUGAAGAAAUGCACUGCUUUGUAAUGCUUUUUUAGUAUAAUAAAAAUAAAAAUGCUGCAAAAAAAUAGUUUGUGAAGUGUACGGUGAGAAUGCUGUGGAUGGAUGAAGGACCCAGGAUUGGUUUGCUCGAUUCCGUUCCGGAAAUUUCGUUGUAAAAGAUACACCUCGCAUUCACUGAUAAAAUCUAUGAAAUAUUACAACUGGCGGAACACGACCGACACGCAGGCUGUGAGGAAAUAGCGGAAGCACUAAAUAUCAACUAUACGACAGUACGGAACCAUUUGAAAAGAGCAAGGUACAAACCGAAGCUCGAAAUCGCGCGAAAAACCACGGAGACUUUUCAACAUCACCCAAUACUAUAUAAAAUCUAGACUUUCAAUAAUGUACAUUUCUUCUAAUUCUAUGAAAACUUGUAAAUUUUUUUUUUAUUAUUAAAAUGUUUUCUCUUUAAUGUGCAGGUUAUGUUUAAU
Glossina fuscipes is the source of this 1397-nucleotide messenger RNA. Its product is annotated as putative eggshell protein. The coding region runs from base 103 to 579 and encodes 158 amino acids. The record is from RefSeq and is a predicted model, not a curated record. Lineage: Eukaryota; Metazoa; Arthropoda; Insecta; Diptera; Glossinidae. Gene Ontology annotation, cellular component: extracellular matrix. The transcript has 2 exons.